UACGUAAGAUGAUUAUUUUUGUCCAUACAGAUACCUAAUUUACUAUAAACACCUGUGCAAUCUCAUUAAUUUAUUUUAGUAGUAAUAAAAGGAGCCGUGUUUGUUACAGUUAGCAGUUACAGUCGUGAUGAGACCGUUAUUAAUUCUAAUUUCAAACUGGAUUUUAAAAUAGUGAAAAACUGAUUUGGAACACAUUUGGGGAGCGUCAGCCACGCCGUUUUCGUGUUUUGAUUGAAGGUUAGUUGAUCACCCGAGCGAUUCCGUAACUGGCCGAGGAUUGCCGAAUCAUCUGUCCUGCCCGGACUGCUGGAAGCGGCCGCAACGCCAUGUUGGCGAAGUCUCUCAUCUAUGUGCGAAAAAAAUGAUAGAAAACACACUUGCCGAGAAGAAAAGGUAGAUCGCCGAGGGAGGUUGAAGAUCGCGGCGAUUGUUUUUUUUUUUAAACAGAAACGAACCGAGCCGGAUCCGCAGAGGUUCCGGACGGGUGAGGGAGGCUAAACCUCCCACCGUCCCCAUGAAUAGCACCGCUGAUCCUAACAGCGACUUUCCAUGAAAAAAGACGUUUGUGUUGCUAUUCGAGCUUCGUUAUCCCAGUUCGUUAAAGGGAUUUUGGGGCCUGCUUCAAGAAUCCGCAACGCUUGCUCUAUGUAUGCAGGCUAGGCGCUGUUUGCAUCAGUAUUUAUUAAGAUAUUGUUUUUAUUUGUUAUUGAUUUUUUUGCGAUGAGUUUGCCACCGAAAGUGGUCCCCAAACCCGCCGCUGUCGCAGUUAGCGGACCUGGAAGUGGCCCCUCUCCGUCGAGCCAACUGCGGGCUACCCUGACCUCCGUGUCUCUGCCGCCGGGAGCCCCAACUGCUCCUCAGCCCGGCGCUGUUCAGCCACCCCAGUAUCCUUUGACAAUCCCACGGGUUCAGCCAUCACUGGACGAACGAAUCUUCCCUACACAGCCUGGAGUCGCUGCAGUCUACAGCGUGUCCAGGCAUGGUCCUUCUUACCCUGCUCACGACAUCACAAAGGGACACACUAAUUUGCCGGGCACCCCGCCUGGUCAUGCCCAUUCCCCGGCGCUCUCUCAGGUAUCAGUACCCACAGCUUCCCCAUAUCGCUACCCUAAGGGCUGGGAGGCAGGCGGAGGGUCUCCAUACAACCCUGGGCAAAAUGCUGGCUCCGCACCUUUAGUGUACUCUCCCCAGACGCAGCCAAUGAAUGCACAGCCACAGAGUCGCCCGUUUGCUACGGGCCCUCGACCAACCCACCAUCAGGGAGGAUUCAGGCCCAUCCAGUUUUUUCAGAGGACUCAAAUGCAGCCUGCAAGGCCCACCAUCCCGACGAACACGCCCUCGAUACGGCCUGGCUCACAAGCUCCCACAGCAGCCGUCUACCCCACUAAUCAACCAAUAAUGAUGACCAUGGCACCCAUGCCUUUCCCUUCCCCCCAGGCUGCACAGUACUACAUCCCACAGUACCGCCCCAGUACACCCUACGUGGGACCUCCUCAACAGUAUUCUGUACAGCCCCCAGGGUCUGGCACCUUCUAUCCUGGACCAGGGCCAGGAGAGUACCCAGCCCCAUAUCAUCCCCUCAGGUACCACCCACCUGUCUCACCCUCUGUCCCUGCUCCCGUUCCCACAGCUGGUCCACCCUACUUCCCAGGACAGUCUGUUUACCCCCCGUCACCCCCUAUCAUAGUGCCUACACCACAGCAACCUCCACCAACCAAGCGUGAGAAGAAAACAUCCUCCCAGAUCCGUAUCCGUGACCCCAAUCAGGGUGGCAAGGAUAUCACAGAGGAGAUCAUGGCAGGGGGUUCAGGGAGCAGGAAUUCAACGCCUCCUGUCGGCCCCCCCUCCUCUACACCAACCCCACCACAGUUUUUAUGGCCGCACCCUCAUUAUCCUCACAUUUUCUACCUCAAAUCGCAGCAGCCGAGCAGCAGCCAGACUCCGGAGCAGCAGCAGCAGUCGCAGCCUCAGCCUCCUCCACAACAGCAAACCCAUCCUGGAAGCUACACGUUGGAGUCACCACAACCACCGCAGUCCCAACAGUCUCAACAGCCCCAGCAGCCACAGCAGCCGUUGACAGCUGUGGCUUCAGACACCAAACCAGGGCCAGAUGACUUGCCAAAAUUGGAGCCAGUUGCCCAGAAGUCUUCCUCACCUGGGCUUGUGCAGCCUGACGCUCCCUUGGAGAGACUGGAGGCCAACACUCCUGCAUCUGAGCCCUCUCCUGCUCCCGAGCCCGAGCUUCCCUUCCCUGCUUCUCUGGCACGGCCCGUCACUCUCCCAGUUGCAGUCGCCAACACUAGUGAACGUCCCUCAGCCAGGGAGUCCACUACUUCAGCAUCUUCUCACAGCGCCUCCUCCUCUGCUGGGGAGAGCAAGCCCUCUUCGGCACCACCUCAGAUGCCCAACACAGACAAGCCUCUUUUAGAUGCCCCACGAACUUUAGCUGCCUCUCCAUCGCUGGCUCCCAAGGCUUUGAACGGCCUUGCAGACUCUGGGACUGAGCUGGACACUCAAGCUCAUGAGCCUUCUCUCCAGUCCCAGGCAUCUGCUCCUGCUUACAGAGAGCUCUCCUCCUCUCAAACGUUGCCCUCUGAUGUGAGGCCAGAGGUGCCCAUUGCUGCUACGCUCUCCCCUAUGGCACCUGUGGCUGUGGUGCCAGUCACCCUGACCUCAAGCCCCGUCCCAACUCUGCCAGUUAUGCUCCCUCCUGGCCUUCCGCCUCUAGUGCAGGCCACAGCGGAGGCUGAUGAGCUGAGCAAGUCCUUAGACACUAAAGACCUCAUCUCUAGAGGAGGGGCAGAGGCACACGUUGGUGUUACUGACAGCAAAACAGAGUCCCAGCAACAAGCACUCACCAGGAAGAGUCCUAUUACGGGUAUUAAUCAGACUGCUUCUGCAAUACCAAAGACCCGGAGAAAACCAAAUGAAGGGACCUCUACUGGAGAUGCACCUCAAAAUGUGGAUGAGGAUGAGUCUAAACCAGUAGAUCAGCCUGCUGGAGACCAGGCUGUGCAGUCAGCUCCUCUGAGCAGCAGCCCAGCACCCCUACCAUCAGCCUUCACCUCUACCCCUGCUCCUGCUUCUGGUAGCAGUCCAGAAGCUGAUGGAAAGCCCACUGCUCCAGAGGAAAAUGGUGAAGCAGAGUUGGAGCCAAUCAGGAACGGAGCAGGCCACACCUCGGAGACGGAGAGCAGCGACAGUGGAGCCACCCCUGGAGACAAGGAGAACUCCACCGGAGCUCCUCCAGACAUGGAAGACCUGACUGAACCCAGUGGGAAACGUCAGUAUAACAGAGAGUUUCUGUUGGGCUUCCAGUUCAUGCCUGCCUGCAUACAGAAGCCUGAAGGGCUCCCACCGAUCAGCGAUGUGGUGCUGGACAAGAUGAACCAAAACAAGCUGCCGUCCCGAGCGGUGGAUUCCAGGGUGAUUUCCAGAGGACCCGAUUUCACACCUGCUUUCGCAGAUUUUGGGAGACAGAUGUCUGGAGGACGAAGCUCUGCGAUAAUGAGCAUUGGGCAACGACGGCCUCCACCCAGGAAGAUCAUCAUGAACGUGGUGGUGAAUGAUGAUGUUCAGCUAAAAAAAUCAGAGAAUGCCUGGAAGCCUGGCAUGAAGAGAGAGAGUCUCGCAGAGGAUCCAGAGAUUCAGAGGACACAGGAGCUCUUCAGGAAAGUACGGAGCAUCUUGAACAAGCUGACGCCUCAGAAGUUCAACCAGUUGAUGAAGCAGGUAACAGACCUGACCAUCGACACAGAGGAGAGACUCAAAGGCGUCAUCGACCUGGUCUUCGAGAAGGCCAUCGAUGAGCCCAGCUUCUCCGUGGCUUAUGGAAACAUGUGCCGCUGCCUCGCCACGCUCAGAGUGCAGAUGACAGACAAACCCAACACGACAGUGAACUUUCGCAAGCUGCUGCUAAAUCGCUGCCAGAAGGAGUUUGAGAAAGACAAGGUGGACGAUGUGGUGUUUGAGAGGAAACAGAAAGAGCUGGACUCUGCUGCAUCGGUGACUGAGCGUGAGCGGCUUCAGGAGGAGCUUGAGGAAGCAAAGGACAAGGCCCGGCGGCGUUCAAUCGGCAACAUCAAGUUCAUUGGUGAGCUUUUCAAGCUCAAGAUGUUGACAGAGGCCAUUAUGCAUGACUGUGUAGUCAAGCUGCUCAAGAACCACGAUGAGGAGUCCUUGGAGUGCCUGUGCAGGCUGCUCACCACCAUUGGCAAGGACCUCGACUUUGAAAAGGCAAAGCCCCGGAUGGAUCAAUAUUUCAAUCAGAUGGAGAAAAUCGUCAAGGAGAGGAAGACUUCAUCUCGGAUACGGUUCAUGCUACAGGACGUUAUAGACCUGAGAUUGCACAACUGGGUUUCCAGGAGAGCUGACCAGGGCCCGAAAACAAUUGAGCAGAUCCACAAAGAGGCUAAGAUUGAAGAGCAGGAAGAGCAGAGAAAAGUGCACCAGCAGCUGCUCUCCAAGGACAGCAAGAGGCGGUCAGAUCCACGAGAUCAAAGAGAUCAGCGUGGGCAGAGAGAAGAGACCUGGAACACUGUGCCUAUGACGAAGAACAGCAGGACCAUCGACCCCAACAAGAUCCCAAAGAUCUCCAAGCCUCAGAUGGAUGAGAAGAUCCAGCUCGGCCCACGGGCUCAAGUCACGUGGGUGAAGGGCAGCAGCGGAGGAGCCAAAGCCAGCGACUCAGACCUGUCACGGACAACUGGCCUGAACCGUUACUCUGCACUGCAGCCGACACUCUCACCUCAGCCCUCCACUACACCUCCCCAGAACCCAGACUAUGACUCCAGGAGAACUCUGGGAAGUCGUGCCAGUACAGGCAGAGAGCGCAGCGACAAGCCACUAAUCUCUGCAGCGCCAUCAGCACGGCCCGGACCGUUCAUCAGGGGAGGAAGUUCUAAAGAGCUGCUGGAAAGUCCGAACCCAGAGGAGCCGCGAAGAGACCGUGAGCGAGAGGGAGCCGAGCCCCGGAGACCGAGUGUCACUGAGGACAAAACGGAGAUGGAGCGCAGUAGAGUCAGGGAGCCUGUGAAACCUGAGCCAGUGGUCCAGAUCCCAGACAGACCAGCCCUGUCUGAGGAGGAGAUCGAGAGGAAGUCUAAGUCUAUCAUUGACGAAUUUCUACACAUAAACGAUUACAAGGAGGCUAUCCAGUGUGUGGACGAGCUUGACUUGGGCUCCCAGCUUCACAUCUUUGUGCGCGUUGGGGUGGAGUCGACCCUAGAGCGCAGUCAGAUCACGCGGGACCACAUGGGCCAGCUCUUCUUCCAGCUGGUGCAGCAGGGAACCGUGCCCAAGGCCCAGUUCUACAAAGGGUUUGCAGACACGCUGGAGCAAGCGGACGACAUGGCCAUCGACAUUCCUCACAUCUGGCUGUACCUGGCUGAGCUGCUCAGCCCUGUGUUGAAGGAGGGGGGCUUCUCUAUGAAAGAGCUCUUUAGUGAAUUAAGCAAACCCUUGCUUCCUGUGGGAAGAGCUGGGAUCCUUAUAUCUGAAAUACUGCACUUACUAUGCAAACACAUGAGCCAUAGGACUGUAGGUUCUUUAUGGAGGGAAUCUGGCCUCAACUGGACCGACAUUCUUCCAGAGGGAGAGGAUGUCCAGGCCUUCAUCUUACAACAGAAACUCCAGUUUCUUCAGUCAGACAGCUCCAAUCCUGAGGCAGCUCUGCCCGAAAGGAUCUUGUCUCCUGAGGAGAUGAGCCAGCAUCUGGAGAGACUCCUCCUGGAGGAUAUGGCCAGCGAUGAGCAGAUUUUUGACUGGGUGGAGGCAAAUCUAGAUGAAACACAGAUGAGCUCGUCUCCCUUCCUGAGGGCUCUGAUGACAGCUGUGUGUAAGGCAGCAGUGAAAGAUGAUAACACCAAUUGUCGAGUGGACACGGCCAUGAUCCAGAGGAGAUUGCCUGUAUUACUCAAGUACCUUAACUCAGACACUGAGCGACAGCUGCAAGCACUUUAUGCACUUCAGGCGCUGAUCGUUGCCCUCGAUCAGCCUCCAAACCUCCUAAGGAUGUUCUUUGACUGCCUAUAUGAUGAGGACGUCAUCUCGGAGGACGCUUUCUACAAGUGGGAGUCGAGCAAAGACCCGGCCGAGGAGCAGGGCAAAGGCGUGGCCCUGAAGUCCGUCACGGCCUUCUUCACCUGGCUGCGCGAGGCAGAGGAGGAGUCUGAAGAUAAUUGACGAGGGAGCCACCCGCGGACGCGACUUAGUAGAACUGUAUCCUGGCAGCAGAACAAACUUUCAAAAUGGCUGCGUGGGCAGGACGACAUGUUUACGGCUGGAAUUUUUUUCUGCGGUACGGUUCUGAAACAUGCCGCCAUUUUGAGUUUGGAUCCCAACGGUGGAAGCACUAAAUACCUGUAUUAUACAUAGAAAAUAUUUUUUUUUUAAAUUUUAACUUACUUUUCUUUUGUUACUUUUUAAGAAGAGACUUAAAAGAUACAUAGGUUCUGGACUCUUUAAUUUAUUAUUUUUUUAAGGACUGCAAAUAUGAAAGUUAUUUAACAUUUGCAGAUGCUCACAAUGAGAACAAGACGGCAGAAAUAACAAUAUAAUUAAUUAUAAUAACAAAAUAAUAAUUGUGAAAUAAACAGCCUCCCCGGAUUCCACGCUGUUUGGUUUAAAACAGAGUAAAGCAAAAUUAUUUUGGGAUGAAGGGGAAGCAAAGAUUAAAAAAAAAAAAGAAGAGGAGUUGAAUGCACAGGAACUAUUAACAUUGUCCAAGGUCAAAGGUUAUCUUGUAAUAACCAAGAAGUGUCUCCCUGAGCCUUGGCUUGCUCUGCAUUGAUAUGUACAUACGCCUCAUGAGAGGUAGAGGUAUGCAUUCAAGAAGCGAUGCAAGUCCGAACUGUCACAGAAACGUAGACGAACAAACCAGAUUCAUUCAGAUGGAAUGAGCAACUUCAAAAAGCAAAUGGCCAGAGUCGCUGAACAUGACAUGCUUGUAACACUUCAGACCUACAGAGCAGAUUAAAGCUUGUAAAUACAUUAAAGACAAAAAAAGGUAUUUAAAAAAGUG
Neolamprologus brichardi is the source of this 7021-nucleotide messenger RNA. The record is from RefSeq and is a predicted model, not a curated record. NCBI's taxonomy places the organism in Eukaryota, Metazoa, Chordata, Actinopteri, Cichliformes, Cichlidae.